Molecule: messenger RNA, 3922 nt
Organism: Thalassophryne amazonica
Lineage: Eukaryota; Metazoa; Chordata; Actinopteri; Batrachoidiformes; Batrachoididae
Gene: calcoco1a
Product: calcium binding and coiled-coil domain 1a
Exons: 15
Coding region: 210-2171 (653 amino acids)
Source: RefSeq, a predicted model, not a curated record
ACAAUUCAGCGGGGCAAAGCGAGGUUGUCGUGCUCGUGUUUUGCUUUGGUUUUCUGUUGUUGUUUGUGCUUAGCGGGGCUUAUAGGAGGAAACGUUGCGCUUGUUUCGCUCAUGUUGCGCUGUCCUGUAGCGCACACUAGCGGAUUGUUCGCGGCGAAGUGACGCACAGUAAGGUGCGACGUAGAGUCCCCCCUGUGUUUACUGUUGCCAUGGAAAAUGCUUGGAAGGUGGAGUUUAGCAAUGUGGGCUGCAGUUACUUUCCACAGAGCCGAGUGGAUUGCCACUACACACUGAGCUCACGGCACAGCUGGGCCAGCAGUGACUGGAUUGGGCUUUUUAAGGUGGGGUGGACAUCAGUGAAGGACUAUCAUACGUUUGUGUGGGCACUGGCCCCCGCUGAUUAUCAGGCGGGCACACAUGUCAAUGCCUGUGUGCAGUUCCAAGCGUCCUACCUGCCCAAACCCAGCUCCCAGGAGUACGAGUUUGUCUAUAUUGAUGGUCGGGGGGAAGUGUGCUCUCGGAGUUCCACAUUCACAUUCUCUGCCCCAAAGCCACUGGAGGAGCUGGUGGCUGUGGAGGAGGAACCCCAUGGAGAAGAUGGCAGCACGGAUAUGCUGCUGGUCCUACCCAGAGCUGAACUGCUGCAGAGUCAACUGCAGGAGUGUCUGCAGCAGUAUGCUGAGCUGCUGCAGAUGCAGGAGGUGGCGAACAGACAAAGGGAGAGUGAGAAGGAGGAGUACAAGAUGGCGAGGGAGGCCUGGAGCAGACAGAGAACAGAGCUGGAGAUCAGUAUCUCCCAGCUGCAAAAAGCUCUGAAGCAGAGUCGCGAGAGGAUUGAGGAGCUGGAGAGGAAACAGAAGGUGGAGGAGCAGGUUUUAGGAGAGUCGCUAGCCCAGGAGAAAAGUGCUUUAUUGGAUGCAAGCAAGGCAAGCAAAGUGCGAAUCGGAGAACUGGAGGAAGACAUCAAAACUUUGACACAGAGAAUGGUGGACAGAGAGUUGGAGUUGGAGAGGAUGAAGGAAAGAACAAAGAAGACAGCAGCUCAGAAAAAAGAGGAGGAGACUGAAAGAAAGAGCCUCCAGACCAAGUUGGAUCAGACAGAACGUGAGCUGCGAAGUCUGUCUAAGGAGUUCCAGGCCCUCAGGACCUCGCUGGCUCAGAGGGACACGAGCGUCCUGCAGCUCCAGAACACCAUCACCACCCUCACCCAGAAACUCACCACUGCCCACAGGAAGGAGACAGAGAGCGAGGCGGCGCUGAAGGAAAUGCGGAGCCUACGGGAGCGUCUCAUUGCAAGCGAACGUACUGUGGAUGGGUUGAAGAAUGACCUGAGUGCCAUGAUGGCACAGAGGGAUCGCGGGCAGACAGAGUUGCAUCAGGCUCGUCUACAGGCCGCACAGCUCACCCUUCAGCUUGCAGACUCCAGUUUAUCCCUGAGAGAAGGCAGAGCCCACUGGGCCCAAGAGAGGCAGAAUCUGCAACGCACCACUGAGAAAGACCAGGAGCAUCUGGAAGAACUGAAUGCAGAGGUGCAGAAGAUGGAGGAGAAACUGCAGGAGGAGAGGAUGGAGAGAGUGAAAGUUGAGGUAGAGCUUGGGAGAGAAAAAGACUGCAAUCGGGUCCAGCUGAGUGAAACCCGCAGGGAGCUGCAGGAGCUGAAGGCCAGUCUGAGGGUCGCCCAAAAGGAGAAAGAGCAUCUGCUUGCAGAGAAACGGGAGCUGAUGGAGUACAUCUGUCAGCUGGAGCAGAAGGUGGGAGCGGCAAACUUCGCCGAGUGGAGAGCCACCCCAAAAACCCCAACAGAUUUCACAGAGCUUCCAGACGGCGCGCUGUCUGACUCUGAGGAUGAGAACCCCGAGGCUCUGCAGCCACAGAGACACCUGGUGCACUACAGCCUGUGCGAGCAGGGCCAGCCAGACUCUCUGCUCUCUGCCACCCCGCCACCCUCCUCCAGGGAGGUGCAGAGGGGCGCAGUGGUCAUUAACCAGCCUGCCCCGCUCUCCUCGCCACAUCAGGCUGGCACUGACACUCUGGCGCACAGCUCUGAUUCGGAGGAGGAUUCAGAUAAACUUCAGAGGAGAAGGCACAGCUCUGGAGAGGACACGGCACUGUUGCUGCACGAACACAUGGAUGCGGUUCUCAGCGAUUUGGUGGACACGUCGCUGUGGUAACCGGAGACCCGCCUACGGCUGCAGCAACUGACCAAAACGAGCAGAAGAGGAUGCUGUGUGGAUCAGUGCGGUUCUUCAUUCCUUCUACUAACAACUUGCACACACACAAAGUGUUCAUAUGCAAAUAUACAUUGUACCUACCUUUGUUUGUUCCUUCCAUACUGUUCUGUUAUUUCUGGUUUGCUGUUAGGAAAUGACAUAAUGCUGGCGGUGGCAGGUCAACAACAUGUUUAUGACAUACAGAAGACGGUUUCACAGCUUCAAAGCCAGCUACGGGCGCCGGCGGUUUAAGUUUUCAGGCUAUAGCGCAGCGAUUUGUGGUGAAUCAUUGCUGUGUCGAAAGCUUUACGGCGGGUGUUAUGUCACUUUUUAUAACAUUUGUGAUUAGGAGUCAUGUCGGGCACUGUAAUUAUGAUGUUUUGUGCAGGCACCGGCUCCACUGAAAAUCACCAUUCUGAAUUCUGGAUAGAAGCUUCAAACACUAUUCAUGAAGGCAUAAAGCAUCAGCAUCCUGCUAGAAUUAUAACAUAAUUUAGGCCUAUUGCGUCAUGUUUCUCCUCCAUUUACUGGCAUAUAAGUUUUGAUGUGCACUUUCUCGUACACGGCAGCAGUUUAUUGUUAUGCAGAUGCAGCGAUGCAGAGAUAAGUUAAUAUGGACGAAUGUUAGAAGCGGAGAGGGCAUCGAACAGAUUGUGUUUAAAGGUUAGUUACACGCGACUUCAGUAACCUCACAUAUCGUUUGUAUAAAACUAAAGCUCACAUCGUAGAUCAGUCUCCAUUUUUGCUCGCGAAACAGUCAGGAUUUUAUCUUUUAGAGUGAUUGAAAUUACAUGAUGAUUUACUUGCUGGUGAUGUGGAUUUUUAGCGUUGUUUUUUUCUCCCUCAUACUUUGUAUUGCACAGAAAUCUUUAUACACAUUCAUGCAGUUCAAAAUUUGUGCCUAAAAUAAUGAAAUAAGAGUCAAAGAGAAUCCUCACAGCUCCUGACAUUGUGACACGUUGUAAUUAACGAUAUACUGCCUAAUGAAGAUUGCUGCCGACCUUUUAAUCAAUACUUUAUGCAUUUUUCAUGAUUUUUCUAUUUAUAAUUAACGUGAUUUGUGCUGCAAUGAGACUAUAUUCAGGUUAAUUUGAAGUAUGCAUACUUUUUCACACGAUGUAUGACAGUUGAAAUUUCAAUGCUUUGCUGAGAAAGUUUGCUAGACCCUUUGAUGCUUGAUUUUAUCUGCUCUAUUUGCACCCUCUUUUUACUAUACAGGAGUUUUUAGAUGAAAAGUUGAUAUAUGGAUACUUAUUCUGUACACCUGUUGUUAUUGUGUGUUUAGUCUUCUUUUACAUGUUUAUAUUUAGGUUUGCUUUCUGGUUUAAAAAAUAAUCUGUUAACAUUUUAAGACUUUGGGCCCUAUCUUGAAGCUUUAUAGCACACAGUGCAAAUGUUCUGGGGCAUCAACCUGCACUUUACCAUUCACACAGCACAUAAUCUGAGAAGAAAAUCAGGAACUUUGUGCUUAAAAUAAUUCACAUCAUUCCAUUUUAGAGGCAGGUGCUCCAGCAGCUGACACUUUGCUGUUUAGAUGGUGAACUUAGAAGUGAGAGGUUUUCUGGAAAGGAAAGGGUUCUCCUCAGCUCUCUGAGGUACUGAGGUCCCCCCCCCCCUCCCCCCCCAAAAAUCCCCAUUGUAAUUGGAGACUAUGGCCAACCCUGUCUAGGUGCUACCCACCUACAAAUCUCAGGAGGAAGAAAACCAGUGUG